Molecule: messenger RNA, 913 nt
Organism: Labrus mixtus (cuckoo wrasse)
Lineage: Eukaryota; Metazoa; Chordata; Actinopteri; Labriformes; Labridae
Gene: nipsnap3a
Product: nipsnap homolog 3A (C. elegans)
Exons: 6
Coding region: 42-830 (262 amino acids)
Cellular component (GO): mitochondrion
Source: RefSeq, a predicted model, not a curated record
CCUCUGUAGGGUUCGUAUUUUUCUGUCACUUCAGCUCCAACAUGAUAAAGUUCAGGUGCUCCGCUCUGAGAUCAGCUGCAGCUCUCUUGUCACCUGUUACACCUGCAGCUCAGAAUAAGACGUCUCCACUCUGUUUUCCUCUGCAGCACUGCCUGCGCUUCUCUUCAGCUCCCCAGCAGGAACACUCGACCUUCUAUGAGUUCCGCACCUACAGCAUCCACCCUCACCUGAACUCCGCCUUCCUCCAACUGACCAAUGAGAAGAUACACCUGCGCACCGCCCACUCACAGCUGAUUGGCUACUGGAGCAUUGAGUAUGGCGGCCUGAAUAAAGUCUUCCAUAUAUGGAAGUAUGACAGUUACUCUCAGCGGGCAGGUGUUCGCUCCGCCCUCUCUCAGGAUCCAUCCUGGCUGUCAGAUUACAUCUCAAAGGCGAUCCCGAUGUUGAAGUCUCAGGACAAUGAGGUCACCUACAUGCUGCCUUGGAGUCACCUGCAGGGGCCACCACAGGAAGGCGGUGUGUACGAGCUGGCUUCCUACAUGAUGCAUCCCGGCGGGCCGGCGGUUUGGGGCGACACCUUCCAGGCCUCGAUCAACUCCCAUGAUGCACCGGGGUAUGGCAAGCUGAUUGGAGCAUUCCACAACGAGUUCGGACCAAUGAACAGAGUUCACGCCCUCUGGUGGUUUGAGAGCGCUGACCAGCGAGCUGAGCUCCGACACAGAGCUCACACUGACCCACGCGUGGUCGCCGCAGUCAGGGGCAGCGUCGUUCACCUGGACUCUCAGGAGAACAAACUCAUGUUCCCCCUCCCCUUCUCUCCUCUAAAGUAACUUCCUGUCCUCACACCUGUGUCUCCAUGGUAACAGGGAAAAACACUUCCACAAAGUCAAACUGAUCUUCACUUUGUCCCCCG